Messenger RNA from Mobula hypostoma (lesser devil ray), 1025 nucleotides. RefSeq names its product presequence translocase associated motor 16 (gene pam16). Lineage: Eukaryota; Metazoa; Chordata; Chondrichthyes; Myliobatiformes; Myliobatidae. Bases 55 to 438 code for a protein of 127 amino acids. Gene Ontology annotation, cellular component: TIM23 mitochondrial import inner membrane translocase complex. Gene Ontology annotation, biological process: protein import into mitochondrial matrix. The record is from RefSeq and is a predicted model, not a curated record. The transcript is spliced from 5 exons.
CUGCCGUGCCCUUGACUACGGCCACUUCCGGCGAGCGGAGCCGCUCGAUGUGCGAUGGCCAAGUACCUGGCACAGAUCAUCGUGGUGGGCGCUCAGGUGGUGGGGAGAGCAUUUGCCCGGGCGCUGAGACAGGAGUUUGCCGCCAGUAAAGCGGCAGCAGAGGCUCGGGGACAGGCCGGGCGUCAGUCCGCCGCAGCCUCCAGCAUCUCCGGAAUAUCACUGCAGGAAGCACAGCAGAUCCUCAACGUCACACAGCUCAGCGCCGAGGAGAUCCAGAAGAAUUAUGAUCAUUUGUUCAAGGUUAACGAUAAAUCAGUGGGUGGAUCGUUUUAUCUGCAGUCCAAGGUGGUGAGAGCAAAGGAACGGCUGGAUGAGGAACUACACAUCCACAAGAUGGACCAGGAGAGGAAGGAACAAAGAAAGCAGUCCGAGACAUGACCCCACGGACACCUUCCUCUCCACGUUUUCUUCGGUUCGCCACUGUGUAAAUCCCACACAGGAACUCAAGUGUGGUCAGUCUUUGCUCAGUGCUGGUGUUUGCAGAGCAGACUCAGAGGCUGACAUGGAGUCACACCACCUUAGCUCACUUUCCUUGUUACCUGCUGGACGCCUGUGUGAAUAUUUACUCUGGGAACGGUGUAAGUGAACUAGCGUGCUGUGACAUUGCCUUCAGCAGUUACCACAAGUGGUAUUGUGAAUCGUUCCUUCUCACAACAGACUUUGAAUGUGACUAUGAAGUUAAAUUGGAUUCCUCCAUUGCGUUACUCAAAGGGUAUGGCUGAGGGUAACUUCAUGUUGCUGGUCAGUCAUCCCUGGCCAGCAGUGCAAGGUUCUGGGGGAUUGAGCUGCUAUACAACGAACUGCCACCUGGAGCCCUGUCUCACCCUGUGGCCAUCUGGCCAGUAACGGGAGAGCGUGGUUCCCCAUCUCAUCAAAUAGCCUUGUGAUUCUGAAAGUUCUAUCAUUGUAACUUGGUUGUAAAUAAAGUUCCACUUUCAGCAGGCAACUCCGGGAAAGUUGUGUGU